Molecule: messenger RNA, 2867 nt
Organism: Marasmius oreades (fairy-ring Marasmius)
Lineage: Eukaryota; Fungi; Basidiomycota; Agaricomycetes; Agaricales; Marasmiaceae
Exons: 10
Coding region: 99-2588 (829 amino acids)
Biological process (GO): tRNA 5'-leader removal
Cellular component (GO): ribonuclease MRP complex; nucleolar ribonuclease P complex
Source: RefSeq, a predicted model, not a curated record
CUCGGUCCGGCCUCAACCUUCGACCGCUUAAUACGGUCACGAGAUCAGCGGUAGUAGGACUCGUGUGAAAGAAGCGAGCGUUGCUCUCGUCGUCUUCGAUGGCUCCAAAACGCGCCGCGGAGGACAACAACAGCUUUCGUGCACGGAAGAAACAGAAACUCAGUGAAGUUCGUCAAAUAGCUGUUCAAGACCAAAAUGGCUCCAUUACCAACCUUGGUCCUGUUAUCCAUGACAGCAUGAAGAACCUUCCUGGUGCUAUUGACGUUGAAAAGUUUGCGGAGAGCCGUUCAUAUGAAAUCAAUGCGAUGCAAAACGCUAUCAAAACCGCUAGCACAUCUUCUACUCAUCGCGCGUGGCAACUUUUACCAAGGCAUCUGCGGCGGAGGGCAGCUAGUCAUGAUCCACGAAGGGUACCAGUAAGAUUGAGGGCAAAGGCCAAGGCCGAGAUGGAUCCAGUGAAGAAGAAAGCCCAAGGUCGAUCUAGACCCAAACUUGGGAAAUCGAAACGUCUCCCAAAAAGUCAGGUUUUUUUGAAACGACAACGCGAUAAACGGUGGCUCGAAUCCCACAUCUGGCACGCGAAACGCAUGCACAUGAAGAAUAUGUGGGGAUUUAGACUCGCUAUUACACCUACCGAAAAGUCAUUUCGGCCAUCUCACCGCGCCUCAAAACACGGUUCUAUUCUGCACGAUGCAUCCUAUCAAAGUCUUAUUGAGUUGAGAGGACCUCAAGCAACCCUUCGAUUGAUUUUUGAGAUGGUUUGUGAUUGUGUGAAUGUGGAUCCGACGAAGAAACGAUUCAUCGAUGGCUCUCGAACCGUGGAAGCGGACUUUUACCAGCCCGGCUUUUACCCAUUCAAGCUCAUUGGUCCAGUCAUAAUUCUUUGGCGCCCUCCUCCUCCUCCCCCUCCGCAAGAAACCUCGGGGUCGCAAGGAAAGAAGGGCAAGGGCAAGGGCAAAGCAAAAGCAAAAGCAAAAGCAACUCCUCAAGAUGAACUGACAAGAACAGCUUGGAUAUUUUGCCACCCUGGCCUAUUUGAGGACGUCUUCACUGCGUUGCGUACCGCUACCUCCAUAGCUCUUUCCUCGACUUCCAAAGUGGAAGUAGAGCUUGCAGAUCUGCGAGGCCAGCUGAAUGUCUUCGAACUGAUGGGGCCAAAGUCUUGUCAAGUUUUGAAAGGGGCUCUUUCGCCCGUGAUGGAUGAUGCAGAGUUCAAACAAUUCUGGGAUUACCUGGGCAAGAUACAAAAUUCAGGCUCUCUACCUCGAAAUAUGGUCGUUGGCUUCAAGGUUCAUGAUCCACGUUUAAAUUUCCCUCCCAAGAAUUCUAAACCUCAAAAUUCCAACCAGCCGUCGUUCUCUUCGUCUACAUACCCAACCUCAGCUCUUGCGCGAAGCGAUUUAUGGGACGAAACAACCCGCGUGAAGUUAAAGCAACCCAGGUUCAAAAAGCAGGAUCUAGAUGAGCGGAGGGCCAAGAGCCACCUUAUCCCCGGCACUCCACUUUCCUCGCUCCCGCAAGACGACUGUGUGCCUCUCAUGCUGAUUCAAACAUCCAUCGUAGCUUCCGAACAAGAUACAGAGGGCGUCCACGGUUUCACACUCCUAUUACCUGCAGGAUGGUCAAUGGCAUUCCUUUCAUCUCUUAUCCACACCGGUACUCGUGUCGGUGGUCAGCGGGAACGUGCACAUCAGGCUUUCGAGGCUGGUCGACCGUAUUUUCCUAGAGAUUUUCCCGGAACGGAUCUGUAUAGCUUGCAUACUAGAGAGACCGAAGAGGAUGAGAAGGCGAAAUGGGAGAGAACACCACCUGCGAAGAAACCAAACUAUGAAAAGUUGGGGACGAGAAGCCCGUGGAGAGCGGAUUGGGAGGUUGUGUUGGGGUUGAAUACCAAAGAAGGUGCAAAGAAGAACGGAGCAGGUUUCCUCAGUACACAGCGGGAACCUGAACUCGAACAUGAGUCGGGGAAUAACGACAUGGAUGUGGACAAAAGUGUAGAAAUCGAAUAUGACAUCCCGCCUUGGGUACUUCGCGGGAAAGGUCUUCUGGAGGCGGUGUCGAGGGAUGUCAACGUCGAAGGGGUUCCAGGUGCAGCAGCAAUUGCACUGCAUACCGCCAUCGAAAACGCUAGGAAGAAUCACCAUCUCGAUUUACUUCCUCCAGAAAUGACCCCCGAAAUCUUGUUGAAGAGUGCUCUAGUAACGAUCAAGCUCAGUCCUUGCGGCAGAGGCGCGCCUACCGAUUUAGCAGUUAUUAGCUCCAUACCGGACGCAGAGGUCAAGGACUGUUUACUCCUGCGAAAUGACGCGGGAAAGCUUACAAAUGCAAACACGACCGACACUGCGUCCAAUCCCUCCACGGACUCGAUCAUAGGAUACGUUACAACAGGAGGGUUUUCUCUAUCUCGAGGUGAAGGGUUUGCGAUCGGAUGUAUUUCACUUGUCAAGUAUCUCGAGCUGAAACGUCAAAGGGAUAGGUUGCUUGAGAGUGCUGAUGUCAAUAAGGACCGUAGAUCUCGGUUGUUUGUCAAAGUGAGAGAACGAGAUGGACAACAGUGUAGAUUGGCGAGUGUUACUCCGGUGCAUUGAUUAGUCCUGUUCAAUGUAAUCAACUUGUCAUCACAGUCUGGCGCAGUCGCAGUUAUCAUUAUUCCAGUCAAGUUUUUGGAAACGUACAAAUAUAUAUGAGUGUCAAACUCAACCAGAACGCACUCGUGGCUUGCUAUCCUUUUCGUUCAACAUUCCCAUCACGACGUUCAGCACACCAAAAGCUCAUUUAUCUUUGGUGCCCGCCGUACAGUCCGUCGCGAGUGCAAAGUACUGAACCAGGCCUCAAACGCCCAAGGGGAGUGCACACUGGCAGUCCGG